This is a messenger RNA of Lodderomyces oxycetoniae, 1482 nucleotides long. RefSeq names its product Fum12p (gene FUM12). Gene Ontology annotation, molecular function: fumarate hydratase activity. The transcript has a single exon. Gene Ontology annotation, cellular component: tricarboxylic acid cycle heteromeric enzyme complex; mitochondrion. Bases 1 to 1482 code for a protein of 493 amino acids. NCBI's taxonomy places the organism in Eukaryota, Fungi, Ascomycota, Pichiomycetes, Serinales, Debaryomycetaceae. The record is from RefSeq and is a predicted model, not a curated record. Gene Ontology annotation, biological process: malate metabolic process; tricarboxylic acid cycle; fumarate metabolic process.
AUGUUAAGGACAGUUGUUAGUAAAAGAACUUCUUUGAAGCUGGUUACUCAUUUAAGAGCCUUUUCUUGCAGCUCAUUAUUACUGCAGGAAACACGAGUUGAGACGGAUGCUUUUGGUCCAAUUGAUGUUCCCAAUGACAAGUAUUAUGGUGCACAAACUGCAAGGUCCAAAAUGAACUUUAAGAUUGGAGGAUCUGCAGCAAGGAUGCCUACCCCUGUUAUUCGAGCUUUUGGUGUUUUGAAAAAAUCUGCUGCUAAAGUUAAUGAAGAAUUGGGACAACUCAAUCCUAAAUUGUCACAAGCUAUUCAACAAGCAGCUACUGAAGUUGCCGAGGGUAAAUUGGACGAGCAUUUCCCAUUGAUUGUGUUUCAAACCGGGUCAGGUACUCAAUCAAAUAUGAAUGCCAACGAAGUGAUUUCAAAUAGAGCCAUUGAGAUUUUGGGUGGUGAAUUAGGUUCGAAAAAACCCGUCCAUCCAAACGACCACUGUAACAUGUCACAAUCGUCGAAUGAUACAUUCCCCACCGUGAUGCAUAUUGCUGCUGUAACUGAAAUUAAAAACUCCUUGAUCCCCGAAUUGACCAAAUUGCGCGACUCCUUGCAUGCAAAGGCAGAAGAAUUUAAGGAUAUCAUCAAAAUCGGUAGAACCCAUUUGCAAGAUGCUACUCCUUUGACCUUGGGCCAAGAAUUCUCCGGGUAUACACAACAGUUGACAAACGGUAUUGAAAGAAUUGAAAAAGUGUUACCAAAUUUGUUAUACUUGGCACAAGGUGGAACUGCAGUUGGAACCGGUCUCAACACUAAAAAAGGUUGGGAUGUCAAGAUUGCUGCAAAGGUUGCUGAAUUGACCGGGUUCCCUUUCAAGACCGCUCCAAAUAAAUUCGAAGCAUUGGCUGCACACGACGCUAUUGUUGAAGCUUCAGGUGCUCUCAACACAGUGGCUGCAUCUUUGUUUAAGAUUGCCAACGAUAUCAGGUACUUGGGUUCUGGUCCAAGAUGUGGAUAUGGAGAGUUGGCAUUGCCAGAAAACGAGCCAGGAUCUUCAAUCAUGCCUGGCAAAGUCAACCCUACUCAAAAUGAAGCCUUGACAAUGGUUGCAUGCCAAGUUUUUGGUAACAAUGCUGCUAUUACAUUUGCAGGCGCAUCGGGUCAAUUUGAAUUGAAUGUUUUCAAACCGGUUAUGAUUGCCAAUUUGUUAUCCUCGAUCAGAUUGAUUGCUGAUGGUGCAUCUUCUUUUAGGGUCCAUUGUGUUGAUGGUAUUGUCGCCAACAAAGAUAAGAUUGAAAAGACCUUGAACGAAUCGUUGAUGUUGGUUACUGCAUUGAACCCAAAGAUUGGAUACGAUGCUGCAUCCAAGACUGCAAAGAAUGCUCACAAAAAGGGUUUAACGUUGAAAGAAUCGGCAUUAGAGUUGGGUGUUUUGAGUGAGAAAGAGUUUGAUGAAUGGGUCAGACCAGAAAAAAUGAUUGGUCCAAAGGAUUAG